GGGGCGGCUCGGGUUGCCGCUGGCACAGCUCGUCCUUCCUUCCACCCGCGGGCUCCUGUCGGGAAAGAGGCGGAUUCCCCAUUGCGCCGCUGCCAUGGCCUCGGUACCCUCCGCCGGCUGCCUCCUGGCCAAGAACCAGUACUACAGAACAAGACUGAACUCUGAAUCCAGUGUUUCUUCCAGCUCCUCCUGCUGUUCAGAUGCUGUGAAUGUUACAGACCAGGAAAAAGCAUUUCACGGGUUACCUGACUUAAUUGAUAAAUAUUGGUGGAUAAAAAGCUUCUUCCAUAGUGAGCCAUCUCCACCACCUGUUGGCAGAAAAACACUCUCAGCAAGCAGUACCAACAGUUGAAAAGGACAGCGUGAUGGAUUUACCGACUGAGAUGCUAUGUACAGAUCUGUUUUUCCAAGAGGCUUGGGAUCUUCCUGAUGUCUGGGUUCAGCUACAAGAAGAAAACAAAAGCUUUAGGAAAGUGGAAAAGUGUGUUUUCAAAAUAUUUGUCAGUAGCUUAAAUGAUAUUGCUUAAUGGAUAUGUCCAUGGCCCACUGUGUUCUUUACAGAAUUGCGUAAUUUGAGAUGUCUUUCUAAUGGAAGUAACCAGGAUUAAAUAUUCAGUUGAACUGAAUAAUUAGAGAAAAAAUUACAGCAAAGAUAAGAUAUUGUUUAGGAGAAGAAUCUGUAUUGGAUAACUUCACAAUGGGUUAAGUCACCUUUAAGAUAUCAGCUCUAUAGGCAGUCACACUGAUACAAAGAUUCAGAUCUAUAGUCUGGAUCUAUAGACUGCUAAUAUGGUACAUGUCUUCCAUCAAGUAUUUGUGUACCAGUUACAGGGAGUAAGUUUGCAAGAAUGAUUGUCAGUUGCUUUGCUUUUGGAAAGCCCAUUUACACGAAGAAACAGUAAUAAGUUUGGUCUCUUUGAUCAAGCAGGGUGCAUAGAUCCUAACCUCAAAUACCUAGGUACAACUUUCAUUCCUAUCUAUGCAUGUUGGUUUUGGAGGACAGAAUUUAGGAGAUGGACAAGAAAACAGUAAUCCUAGUGGACACUGACAUUUUCCAAGGAGAAAAGCAACCUUAAUCAGAGUUCAUACUCCCAGAUCUGUUUUAGAUUUCUCUCACCUGCUUUGUUGUGGCUUGAAGAGCUACUUGUUCUUAGAUGACUAAUUCUAUCAAUACUCUGCUGUCUGUCAGCUUAGUUAUGUGCUAGAUCUGGCAAAAUGUUCCACUCAAGGUAAUGACACUGUUAUUAUCCAAGUCUGCCUUUGUUGUGAUUCAUGCUCUUGAAAGACACUGUAAUAUUGCAAUGCUGAAGACCAAAUGAAGCUAAUUAGUACAUCAGAUUAUUUAUUCUGCUGGCUAUGACUGAAAUGCAUUAGAGAAUAUGGCAAAUAACAAAUAUUUGGCUGGAUGAUAAAAUUUGUGUCAAUUAUCUAUGCAACUUUUUGAUGUAUUAUCAGUAAACCUGCCAGAUGUUUUUCCCUCACUUGAUGAACUAACAGUAGAAAAUAUUAAUGUAACCAACAUCAUUUUACUAUGGGUUAAUGGUUGUCAUGGCUAUGCAUAACUCCAAAGUGUAUCAAGUGGCUGCUUCAGGAAGCUUACAGUCUCAGUGAAGACAAAAAAUGCAUGGCAGGUGACAACAGAUAAGAACACAAUUCUGAAAACAUAAUUUCAAGAGUCUUUAAAUUGACUUGUUAUGUAUCUUACUUUACUGCUAUUGUAUAGUUUCAUCUUUGUCCUUUAAGUGUACAGAAUGAGCUUUUUUUAUGCUAAGAUUUUUUAUUAAUAAAUAUUUAAUCAGUA
This is a messenger RNA of Myiozetetes cayanensis, 1801 nucleotides long. RefSeq names its product pancreatic progenitor cell differentiation and proliferation factor like (gene PPDPFL). The transcript has 4 exons. NCBI's taxonomy places the organism in Eukaryota, Metazoa, Chordata, Aves, Passeriformes, Tyrannidae. Bases 95 to 352 code for a protein of 85 amino acids. The record is from RefSeq and is a predicted model, not a curated record. Gene Ontology annotation, biological process: cell differentiation; multicellular organism development.